Molecule: messenger RNA, 921 nt
Organism: Fusarium odoratissimum NRRL 54006
Lineage: Eukaryota; Fungi; Ascomycota; Sordariomycetes; Hypocreales; Nectriaceae
Exons: 1
Coding region: 1-921 (306 amino acids)
Source: RefSeq, a predicted model, not a curated record
AUGUCUCUCCCCACCGUUUACGUCGUCGCCGCUACAGGCACCCAAGGCUCAGCAGUAUGUCGCCACCUCCGCCAAUCAAACUGUUCUGUCCGUGCUACAGUGCGAAACAUCGAGUCCCCUCAAGCCCAAGCCCUCGCUAAGAUCGGCGUCGUGUUGAACUCUGGCAAUUGGGACGAUGAAGAGGCCCUUACUGCCGGUCUUACAGGCUGCAACAAGCUGUUCCUUGCUCUUGGGCCCAACUACAGCAAUCUUGACGAUGAGCGUAUCUGGGCUCAGAGAAUUAUUGCACUGGCUAAAAAGGCGGGCGUUGAAGAUGUUGUGUACUCGAGCUCUAUUAGCGCCGAUGCUCCUGAGAAGCGCACGCUUCUUCCCCCUAGUCACUUUCUCUUCAAGAGCCUUUUCAUCAAGAAUGUUAUUGAAGGGCUUGUUCAGCGUGCUGGAUUCAAGCACUGGGCUAUCAUCCGUCCAGGGUUUUUCAUGUCCAACCUCCUCGCCCCUAAAGCUCGCAUCUACAGCGACUUAUUCGAGCGCAACACCUGGUUGACCGCCCUAAAGCCCGACACCAAGCUCAACCUCGUCGACCCGCAAGAUAUCGCUAAAUUCGCUUUCGCCGUCUUUAACGAGCCUGAAAGAUUUAAUGGGGAAGGAAUUGACCUUGUCAGCGAGAGGUUGACGGCCGUGCAGAUGAUGGAGAUUCUGGCUGAUGCGACUGGGCGAGACAUGAAGGCUGAGUUUUACACUGAUGAGCAGGUUGCUCAGGCUAUGGAUACAAACCCGUUUAUUGGAUCGCAGGUAUUCUUGAGGGAUGGAGAGAAAUGCGUUGACGCUGAGAGGGUCAAGACGUGGGGAAUUGGAUUGGGUAGCUUCAAGGAGUUUUUGGUCCGCGAGAAGGAUGCCGUGUCUGAGACAUAUGCCUUGUAG